Carica papaya (papaya) is the source of this 277-nucleotide messenger RNA. NCBI's taxonomy places the organism in Eukaryota, Viridiplantae, Streptophyta, Magnoliopsida, Brassicales, Caricaceae. The record is from RefSeq and is a predicted model, not a curated record.
AGCUCUCGCUGCUGAAGUUACUGUUGUUCCACCUUCGCGAUUAAUGGCUCUAAUUGGUCAGGCUCUAAAGUGGCAGCAACACCAAGGUUUGCUUCCUCCAGGAACACAGUUUGAUCUAUUUCGAGGAACAGCUGCUAUGAAACAAGAUGUAGAUGACACAUACCCGACAACUCUUGGACACACCAUUAAGUUUGGUACAAAGAGCCAUGCUGAAUGUGCUAGGUUCUCGCCAGAUGGGCAGUUUCUUGUCUCCUGUUCUGUUGAUGGAUUUAUUGAG